AUGGACAUGAGGUAUGAUGGAACUCAAGACCCACAGGAACAUCUGACGGCCUUCGAGGUCAGAAUGAAUUUGGAGGGGGUAGGCGACAAAGUCAGGUGUCGCACUUUCCCGGUCACCCUGGCUGGACCCACAAUACGGAGGUUUAAUAGCCUCCCGCAAGGUUCUAUCUCUAGGUUCUUGGACAUCAGUUGCACCUUCUUGGCGCAAUUCACUACCCGAAUUACGAAGGUAAAACACCCGAUAAACUUACUCGGGGUGACACAAAGGCACGGUGAGCCGACCAGAAAAUACUUGGACCGAUUUAACGAUGAGUGUUUGGAAAUAGAUGGCCUAACCGAUUCGGUGGCCAGUCUGUGUCUGACGAACGGACUUCUGAAUGAGGAUUUUAGGAAGCACCUCACCACGAAGCCGACGUGGACGAUGCAGGAGAUCCAGAGCGUUGCCAAGGAAUAUAUCAACGAUGAAGAAGUCAGCCAGGUCAUGGCUGCCAACAAGCGGCAGCCCUCCUACAAUCAAACCUGCCAGCACGAUAGAGGAGAAAGACAGAAAGAACACACUAGAGAUGGCGGUCCGAGAAAGACACCCAUGCCGUUUUCUCGAGUCGAGAAGUUCACCAAUUACAUCCCCUUACCGUUCCCAUCAUAG
Arachis duranensis is the source of this 645-nucleotide messenger RNA. RefSeq lists its product as uncharacterized. NCBI's taxonomy places the organism in Eukaryota, Viridiplantae, Streptophyta, Magnoliopsida, Fabales, Fabaceae. The transcript has a single exon. Bases 1 to 645 code for a protein of 214 amino acids. The record is from RefSeq and is a predicted model, not a curated record.